Messenger RNA from Lachancea nothofagi CBS 11611, 1590 nucleotides. NCBI's taxonomy places the organism in Eukaryota, Fungi, Ascomycota, Saccharomycetes, Saccharomycetales, Saccharomycetaceae. The record is from the annotation of a GenBank genome assembly.
AUGAGCGACAGUACUAAGGAGCGAGAAACUAGAGCUAGAUUUGUGGAGGAGCCUGUAGCGCGAUUGGGAGGGAAAACUAAUAAAGUCCUGCGGAGCGCUAUGAAAAAUCAGAGCAAAAAGGGACAUGGGGAUAAUGAUCAAGAAGAAGUAGAAUCCUCUCCAUUGUUGACUUCUACACCACCAACAGUGUCUAAAGCGCUAGUAAGACUAUACCCGUAUUUGAUAAUAGCGGACAAAGUACUGAGCAUAAUUACGUGGACGAACGAUGACAUCUGGCCCAGCGUUCUGGCGGUAGUGGGUUACAUUACAGCUAUUUUAUAUUUUCAGAAUAUUCUGAGGUUUUUUGGACAUCUAGUGUUGGUAGGAACACUAUGGUGCUACUCUUUAUUGGACACUUUUGUGGAGAAUUCGAUCAAGGAAAAACCUACCCUUGAUGACAUUGUUCACAUUAUUACUUGCGUGAACGCCAAGGCCGACCUUUUGCUAUCCCCUAUUGCAGUGUUGACGGGCAACGAUGUGAAAAGGCUGCUGUUCACGACCAUUUUCCUCUCGCCAUUAUAUGUGAUUAUCACCUUAUUCAUAUUCCCGCCGCGCCGUCUACUAUUGUUUAGCGGCGUAUAUUUGUUGACGUACCAUUCUUCCUGGUCGCGGGUGAGUCGAAAGCUGCUAUGGAAAUUCAAGAUUGUGAGGCUCCUCAUCUUCUACAUUACUGGGUUAGACUUGAGUGGAAUCAACAAGAAUCAGGGCAUUUUCGCGGCAGUGCAAAACAAAGUCAACAAGCUGUCGUCAAAGAAGGGCAACACCGAGGAUGGCAAACCUAUUAGAUUCACGUAUGUGCUGUAUGAGAAUCAGCGGCGCUGGUUGGGCAUUGGAUGGACCUCCAAUAUGUUGAGUUAUGAAAGAGCGCCGUGGUCGGACGAGUUUAUAAAUGAGGCUCCAUCCCCAGAGCAAUUCAAAUUGCCUGAAGAAAACAUGGGGAUGACUUGGAGAUGGGUUGAUAGGACAUGGAGACUCGACAUGACUAAUGAUGGCGCUAUUCAAUUACCUAGUACACGUCCCAGAACCACGGCGCAACCAAACUCCGACGAUGGAUUCAUCUACUACGACAAUACCUGGAAGAAGCCUUCUACUGAGGAUUCUUUCUCGAAGUAUACAAGGCGGAGAAGAUGGAUACGUACUGCAGAGCUGUUGAGGAGCGACGCGUUCGAUAUUAAUGGCUUGGGAAGUACUACUAGCUCCCCCGAUGUUGCAGCUCAAACUGUUGAGGUGUCUGGAGAAACGAAUGCCAAGACGGAAGGAGUGGAGCCACCAUCAACAAUUCUUGAGAACGUAAAAGAACUAGAGUCUUUCAGACGGAAGGUUUCAUUCAAUGAUCAAAACGACAUCCACAUUAUUCCACCUGCGAAAGAAGCUGACUACAAGAAAACGCCCCAUUCCGCGGUUGCCGACGAUGAAGACAACGGGAGCGAAUUUCUGGCAAAGGCAGGGCCCGAGCCAGAGUAUUCGACACUUCCAAAUGCCCAUGACGGGCUCAAAGAGUCGACAACGCACAUGCCUGACACGGAAUCUGAGACCAAAAAAGAUGUAUAA